Messenger RNA from Trichomonas vaginalis G3, 558 nucleotides. Its product is annotated as organellar and viral DNA polymerase type B. Bases 1 to 558 code for a protein of 185 amino acids. NCBI's taxonomy places the organism in Eukaryota, Parabasalia, Trichomonadida, Trichomonadidae. The record is from RefSeq and is a predicted model, not a curated record. The transcript has a single exon.
AUGGACAAAGAUUGCGACAUGGUAUAUAAGAACAUCUCUGACCUUUACAAAUCCGAAGAAUUUAAGACCUACGACAACUUUGUUUCAUUAGUUGCAAAAUGUGUUUGGGAAAUAAGAGAUAAAGAUAGAAGAGGUAAGGUAUGGAACGAACAAAUAAGACCCGCUAUGUUCGAGAUGAAGAGAGCAAUUGACGCCUUAGUUGUUUUAGCAGGUAAGGUUUCAGAAUAUAACGCAAAAAUGAACCCGCAAUGUUCUAAAUGUAAAGCAGCAAUGAGGAAAUAUAACUACUCAGUCAAAGAGAUAGAAAGAAUGAGAAACGACUAUGCAGACUUAAAGAAAGAAGCAGAAAAGCCAGCAGAAGAUAAAAUGAACAUGUUAGCAUUUCUGAACAAAAACUAUCCAACUGCUGACGAUUUCCUUCUAUCUGACGUCAAGAAGAAGUAUAAAGAAACUUUCGGUAUCGUUAAAACAUUCGAUGUACUGACAGAAGAAAUAGAAGCUACGAAAUUGUUUAGAGUCAUGAACCAUCGCAACAUAUACCAUGUAAAACGCUUGUAA